This is a messenger RNA of Triticum aestivum (bread wheat), 1468 nucleotides long. RefSeq lists its product as uncharacterized. The transcript has 4 exons. The record is from RefSeq and is a predicted model, not a curated record. NCBI's taxonomy places the organism in Eukaryota, Viridiplantae, Streptophyta, Magnoliopsida, Poales, Poaceae. Bases 1 to 1257 code for a protein of 418 amino acids.
AUGGCGGAGGCGAAGAAAAGGAAGAGAGUAGCGAGGACAGAGAUGCGAGGCGGGCGGUGGAGAAAGAAGAUAAGAAAGGGAAAGCUGUUUCUGUACGCGUGGGGCCGUGACGCGAGGUGCGAGUGCGUGCGAGACCGGCCGAGGGUUCGGCCGGUCGACCAGUGCGUGCUGAAAAUAAGUUACACUCGACGCACUCGGCUGCGUCUCUCUGCCGCCGCGGCAGCCCUCACCGCCUCGUCGACCCGGCGCUCUCCGCCGCCGCUGCCCGACUCAGGGCGACAGCUCGCGGAGGCCACCUCCGCGGCAGCCCUCACCGCCUCGUCGACCCGGCGCUCUCCGCCGCCGCUGCCCGACUCAGGGCGACAGCUCGCGGAGGCCACCUCCGCGCCAGGCCUCACUGCCUCGCGGCCCCUCCCCGACUCAAGGCGACAGCUCGCGCAGGCUACCUCUGCGCCAGCCCUCACCACCUCGCCCACCGGGGUAUCUCCGCCGCCGAGACCCCUCGCCGACUCAAGCCGACGGCUCGCGCAGGACACCUCCUCUCGGGCGCCAGCCCUCGUCAUUCAGUCUCGGGGGCACGCCUCCCCCUCCUCCCCAUGGCCGCUGCUGAGGGGCUCUCGUUUGGUUCGCUCCGCGGCGGAGCCGCCCGCCCUGGACGAGGCCGUCGAUGAGCCGCCGCAGGCGCAGCGGCGGCGGUCGUUCAAGAACACUGAUGAGCCACCGCAGAAGCAGCAGCGCACACCGCAGAAGGGCGUUGAACCAGAGCAAUGCAGGAUUGAAGACCGCCCAAAGGAGACCAAAGUGAACGUGCACCGGGGGGCUCCUUUUCCUAGAUGCCAGAUCUGUGGUAGGAGAGUCCUCACUUACUACUACAAGUGUUGUGGCCAGGCCACCUGCAAGGACUGCCAGCGUGCAUGCAAUUGCAGAUUCAAGACAAGGCUAGAUGUACCUAGAGUAAAGACCGGCGGGGGUGACCUUAGCAUGCAAGGCACCUUCUACCUCCCCUGCUACCCCUGGGUGCUGAUUGAGGCCACCCGUCAGGAGGACGUGGUGAGGUAUACCUACGCUCCAAUUGCCCAAGCAGUUGACACGAAUUACCUCUUCCUGAAUGCGGUAACUUUCUCCUUCGAUGAUGGGUCUUGCGCCAAUCCAAAGCACAGAUGCAUGGUCAAGCAAGUGAUCGACCGUCAGAACUUCUACCUGCCUGCAGAUAAGUCCAGCACCCUUGGCGAGGGUACAGAGGACUUGGACUGGUAGUCCUAGUCUAGCGAGGGUACAGAGGGCUUGAACUUGUCCUAGUCUAGCGAGGCUAAUGUCUCACUGAUAGAAAACAUUUGAAGGAUUGGGAUCAUUAUAAAUGACAUUUUUUCAGGAACAAUUUGUCUUGUAAUUUGUAUAAAAAUGUCAAUCCUUAGAUAUAGGAGGUCGUUCAGUUUUUGCAUAAACCACGCUUUUGUACAUAUAUCAA